AUGAUGGCUUAAAGAAAUAAAUUUAUUAAAAUGAGUGAAGUUUCAUGUUCUUUGAUGUAAAAAGCCUUCUAGUUUAAAUUAUAUUACAAUAAAUUUUGAUUAAUAAAAUAAGUUUGAUUGCCCCAAUAACAAUAAUCACCUAGAGAUAUUGGUCUAUAUAGAUAAUGCUAAAGAUUUUAACCUAAGGAACGAUCUCCAUAGCCUAAUGUAUAGGAUGCUACUAUAUAUGUUAGACUUCGUAAAUAAGGAUUAAUUAAAAAUAAAGCUUUAAAAUAUUGUUUAGCUGAUCAUUGUAAAAUAGAUGUUUCAUUAACAAAAUAUGGACCACCUAAUUAUAAAAUAUUCUCAACUUCUUUAGAUAAAAAAAACAUAAUCAAGGGUUGGUAAAUGGUAGGAAAACCUAAGGAGUUGAAAUAUUAAAAAUUUAUAAAGGCAAAAGAAGAUGAUGAAAUAAUACAAUUUUAAAAUAAAGAAGAGUAAAUUAAAUUUCAAAGAUUAAAAGAUUAUUUUAUUGGGAUAGCAAAUCUAAUAAAAAAAUAGAACUUCCUAAAUUUUAAAUGGGAAAUGGAAAAGAAAAUUACUUUGAAUUAGCAGAUUAUUAUUAGUAAACCAAGCCUUUGUCUAGGACUUUGAUUACUGAAACUAAAUCCUUUGAUGAUAUUAUACCUAAGUAAAGAAGAAAAGAAUUUAGAAUAGAACCAAAAGUUGAUAGAUCUACUAUUAAAAGAAUUGAAGAAGAAAAAGGAAUUAAAUAAAGAUUAAAAAUUUUAAAUUAAUUGAUUUAAACCUAUAAGGUAUCAAAAUAUCCAGAUGGUCCUUCUAUUGAAUUAGUAUUAUCAUUUGUUAUUAAGGUUUUAGACCAUUAUAAUCCAAAAUUGA
This is a messenger RNA of Paramecium sonneborni, 879 nucleotides long. Lineage: Eukaryota; Ciliophora; Oligohymenophorea; Peniculida; Parameciidae. The record is from the annotation of a GenBank genome assembly.